Messenger RNA from Arabis nemorensis, 543 nucleotides. Lineage: Eukaryota; Viridiplantae; Streptophyta; Magnoliopsida; Brassicales; Brassicaceae. The record is from the annotation of a GenBank genome assembly.
AUGUUGGCAGCUCAGGCUAUCCCUGUGGUGUUUCCAUGUUCGUGGAGACGACCUCUUGUCCUGCCUCUCCGGAGCACAAAGACUUGCAAACCGGUCGCAUGUGUUGAUCUGAAAGGAGGCCAAGGAAUGAGUGGGUUCCAUGCGACUGAACUCAAAGUUCGCGAUUAUGAACUGGAUCAGUUUGGUGUUGUGAACAAUGCCGUUUACGCAAACUACUGCCAAUACGGUCGACAAGAGUGUCUGGAGAGUAUCGGUGUCAACUGUGAUGAAAUAUCCCGUUCUGGUCAAGCGUUGGCAAUUCCUGAGUUGACAAUAAAGUUCAUCGCACCUUUACGUAGUGGAAACAAGUUUGUGGUGAAAACGAGGAUAUCUGGGACAUCUGUGGCACGCAUUUACUUUGAACAGUUCAUCUAUAAAAUUCCAAAUCAAGAGCGUAUUUUGGAAGCAAGAGGAACGGUUGUGUGGCUUGACAGCAACUACCGUCCUGUUCGUAUCCCAUCUCAUAUUUUUAAGAGUAUGUUUAACAAAUAUCACCAAAUUUAA